AUGCCCGGGCGAUGCGCCGCCAACGCCGCGCGCGGCCUGAGCGAGGCGGCCGCGUUGGAUGAGCCGCACAAGCGGGGGCUACCGCGCCGGUACCCUCCCGAAUCCGCCCAAACCCGCCUAAACACGUCUGAGUACGCCCGAACCCGCCUGAACGCCGGAACUACCAAAGCGCCAGAUAUGAGAACUGUUGCCCGCUAUAUUUUUCUAAUCAUUGGUAUCUCUUUGUAUCUGCUGCUAUUUUUCAAUGAUUUCUCAUCAGAAGAGAGCGAUAAGGAGGAUGUCUCAGCUUUUGAAGGAUAUGCGCAGGUGGAAGAAGAGGUGGUGCCGGAAGUUCGACCUUCACAAUGCGCUAUGCAUUCAUGUUUUGACUAUUCAAAAUGCAGAUCUGGACUAAAAGUUUAUGUUUAUCCUGAUGUGGAAGGCUUGGUACCUUCUGAAGCAUAUAGAAAGAUCCUCACGGCUGUUCGAGAAAGUCGGUAUUAUGUUUCCGAUGCACGGGAAGCCUGCCUUUUCGUGGUCAGUGUCGAUACCAUCGACAGGGACAAAAUUAGCGAAAAUUAUGUUCGCGAUGUUGACCGUUACAUCUCUAAUCUUCCCGCAGAUGUUUGGAACGAUGGUAUAAACCACAUCAUAUUCAAUUUGUAUCACGGUACAUAUCCGGAUUACUCCGACCACAAUCUCGGUUUUGACACCAAGAAGGCAAUGAUUGCUCGCGCAUCACCUAGCUCACAGAACUUCCGGUUCGAUUUUGAUAUCUCCUUCCCAUUGUUUCACAAAGAACAUCCAUUGAGAAGUUCCGUAGAGAAUCAAAUCUCUUUCAAGACAAAGGACCAGUACAUUGUGUCCUUCAAGGGAAAGCGAUAUGUUUACGGCAUCGGUUCUGAAACACGUGAUUCUCUCCACCAUCUGCAUAAUGGGGAGACAGUAGCAAUGGUCACUACAUGCAAGCAUAACAACGAUUGGCAGGCACACCAAGAUGCUCGAUGUGAGAGUGACAAUGAAGCUUACGAUAAGUGGGACUACGAAACGAUGAUGGCAAACUCCACAUUUUGUCUUACUCCAAGAGGACGACGGCUGGGUUCAUUUAGGUUCCUUGAAGCCUUGCGGAUGGGAUGCAUACCUGUAGUGCUAUCCGAUGACUGGGUACUGCCGUUUGAUGAAGUUAUUGACUGGUCAGCUGCAGCAGUUGUGAUACCCGAAGAGAGCGUUCUACUGGUGCCUGACAUUCUUUAUACAUUCACAGCUGAAAAGAUAUACCAAAUGAAGCAGCGGGGGUUUUUCAUCUAUCAGAGAUAUUUCAGCAGCGUUGAAAAGAUUGCUAUAACCGCGCUGGAAAUAGUGUGGGAGCGUAUACGAAUAGCAGAGGCUAAAGAACGCACGCAGUGGAAUCAUCUCCAUCCCAUUGGUACGACAGCGUCUGUACAUGAGGUGAACGUAGUCGUCAGAGGCUCAGAAAAGCCAUCAUCUAGGCUACAGAAGAUUGUUUUGAAUGUGGCAAAAAUCGAGUCUCUUCGCAAGAUUAUUAUUCUGUGGCCGAACUCUCGUGGUGUUCCUCCCGUUGGAGCAGAUUUCGGCACUAAGUCGACUUUGGAAUUUGUGCUGAUCAACAAUAGGUCUGUCGACUUUGCUUCUCUGCAAAGAGUAUGUGACAACGGUUUUGUGCUUUUUGUUGAUGAACGACUGAAUCCCCCACUUUCCGAAAUGAGCGCUCUCAUAGAUUAUGUCGAAAGGAAUCCGAAUAGACUUAUUGGAGUGCAUGGGAUAGAAUUCGAUUGGCAAAAGGCCCAUACAUCAUUUGGAAAAAUCUACAAUGCUGCAUUCUUCUCCAUGGUAAUUUUUCACAGCUGGUAUCUUACUGAGCAAAUCUCCCCUAUACCGGUUAAUUUGUGGAGCGACUGCCUAGCAGUUGUACUCAACAUUGUCAUUACCGAACGAUCGAUGUUACCACCGAUGAUUGUGGGAGAACGCAAGCAAGAAGCAUGGAUGAAGCCUGAUCUUGACUUAAGUUGUUAUAAAAGGCUAGCGGCUCGAUGGCAAGGCGAUAUGCCACUUAUUUUCUCUGAUCUUCGAUUUGUUUGAUCUGUAUUGGAAGCAAAGAAUAUGCGACACAGUCAGCAGAUGUUAUUGAAGGCUUUUCAUAUUCUUAGUG
Cylicocyclus nassatus is the source of this 2149-nucleotide messenger RNA. NCBI's taxonomy places the organism in Eukaryota, Metazoa, Nematoda, Chromadorea, Rhabditida, Strongylidae. The record is from the annotation of a GenBank genome assembly.